UUUCAUUGCCGAUCCUCUCUCUCUCUCUCUCUCUCUAAGCUUUUGAUUUUUCCGAUUCAGAGUUUCCGGCGAGACGAGUCGGAGAACAUAUUUUUCUUCUUCGUUUUCUUUUUCGCACAUCAGAUGUAUGAAGAAAUGCGACAGAGGAGAAUAUAACAGCUUCGCUCGGCCUCAGGUUAAGGAUGUAUAAUUAGAUUGGACGCCGAUGGGGAAGAAAGGAGGCAGCUGGUUCUUCGCUGUGAGGAAAGCUUUCAAACCUUCCCCUCCCAACCUGCCUCAAACUAAGGAGAGUAUUGUGAAGAAAUGUGAAGAACAUGGCGGUCCUGAAGUAGUAACCUUCAAAAGUUUUCUGGCAAAUACUUCUGAAACUGCAGAUUAUGAGAGCACCACAUCCACUCCUUUAACAGCUGAAGAUAGAAACCAUGCCAUUGUCGUUGCUGCCGCCACCGCUGCAGCUGCAGAGGCUGCCGUGGCGGCGGCUCAAGCGGCAGCAAAAGUUGUUCGAUUGGCUGGCUAUGGGCGCCAGUUCUCCAGGGAAGAAAGAGCUGCAACUGUUAUUCAAUCUUACUAUAGAGGUCACUUGGCUCGAUGUGCAUUGCGUGCAUUAAAGGGUCUAGUGAGGCUACAAGCAUUGGUGCGAGGCUACAACGUACGGAAACAAGCACAAAUGACAAUGCGAUGCAUGCAAGCAUUAGUUCGUGUACAGACUCGAGUUCGUGCUCGUAGGCUUCAAUUAGCGCACGACAAGUUUCAAAGAAAAGUCGAAGGUGCCGAGGAAGAGGACGAAGAAAAAAGAUGGAAACAAAAACACGAGAAGCUGAGGAAUAUUACUCAUAAGAAGAAUGAAAUGGGAGCUCAAAGUUCAGAGAACAAUAGAAAACUUUCUUCAAGGAAACAUGAAGCUGGUCCGGUUUAUGAAGGUGAGGGCCGGCGUACGACACAAUGGGGUUGGAGUUCGCUGGACCGCUGGAUGUCGUCUCAGCCAUACCACGUUCUUGACGACAUGUCGGAGAAGACCGUUGAAAUGAACUUGGACUCCAGCCCAAACUUGGCCCAUGUUCCGAGCUACAUGGCCCCAACUCAAUCGGCGAAGGCCAAGGCCCGGAAUCUGAGUGCAGUUAAGCCACAGAGCCCACUUUUGAGCCCAUCAGCGAGGAAAGGUUGGGCUCCCGACUCGUCGAGUUCUACAGUUAGCCGGGCCCAAUAUGGCCCAACUCCCAAAGGUAAUGUGAAAAACUCUCAGUUACAUGCUAAUGCUAGUAGUAUUACAGGCCACGACCCAGAUUACUAUAGUGGCGAAGAUUGGGCCUUUGCACUUGGAGCCCAUGGUUGGAGAUGAUUUUGUGAAAAUGGGCUGAAAUGGUAGGCCCAUAUUUGUUUGCAGGAUGUUAUUUAUUGGAUUUGGGAGUGAAGUUGAUAAAAACAUAAGACUAAGAUAUUUGGUUGAUUGGUUCAAUA
Messenger RNA from Momordica charantia (bitter melon), 1458 nucleotides. Its product is annotated as protein IQ-DOMAIN 21. The record is from RefSeq and is a predicted model, not a curated record. Gene Ontology annotation, molecular function: protein binding. NCBI's taxonomy places the organism in Eukaryota, Viridiplantae, Streptophyta, Magnoliopsida, Cucurbitales, Cucurbitaceae.